UGGACAAUUUACACGUCAUGGGUGAGGCCAAUACUUGAGAAAAUGAUUCUUGUCCAGUGACACAAUACCGGCCAGUAGACAGGAUAUCUCGACACUUCCAUGCUGAUGUGACACCUCUUCUGAGUGUCUCCUUCUUCUUCCACAUCCUAGAGGCUAAGAUGGCAGAGCACCAAAUAUUUGAGAACGUAGGAAAUUACAUCGAUGAAAAUUACACCUACGACAAUAACUUCUCCCUAAACCUUGACACCUUCAAGUGCUCGACUCAGAUCCUCCCCACUGGUGCUGUCAUAUCCCUGGUCUUCCUUCAGGUUGUCAUCUUCCUGUUGGCUGUUCCUGGAAACCUACUCGUGGGGCUGGUGAUUGUCUCCAGUCGCCAGUUAUUGACCUCAUCGGACAUCUACCUGUUUCACCUGAUGAUAGCUGACGUGCAGCUGGCUCUCACCGUUCCCUUUUGGGCUGCCGAGGAACUCCAUGGCUGGAUCUUCGGCGACUUCAUGUGUAAGUUCCUGAACCUCAUCCGGGAUAUCAACUUCUACACCAGUAUCCUCUUCCUGGUGUGCAUCAGCGUUGACCGCUACCUGGCCAUCGUUCACACUGCACAGUCCCGUAAAGCCCGUCAAAUGGGUUGCAGCUGGAUCAUCUGUGCCUCGGUCUGGGGUCUGGGGAUCACUCUGUCCCUCCCCGCCCUCUUCAACAAGGCCUUUCUGGAUGAAAACGGCAGAAUGCUGUGCACCCAGCAAUUCGCCGUCGACAGCGCCACCGACUGGCGACUCGCCACGCGCGGCCUUCGCCACAUCGUCGGGUUCCUGCUCCCGCUGACCGUCAUGGUGACGUGCUACGGUGUCACCGUGGCCCGGCUGCUGCGGACGCGCUGCUUCCAGAAGCACAGGGCCAUGCGGGUCAUCGUUGCCGUGGUGAUCGCCUUCCUCUUGUGCUGGACGCCAUACCACCUCACGAUGAUCGCCGACACGCUGAUUAGGGCCAAGCUGGUGCCCUAUAACUGCGCCGUGCAGACCAGGAUGGAGCUGACCCUCCAUGUCACUCACAACCUGGCUCUGCUCCACAGCUGCGUCAACCCGGUGCUGUACGCCUUCGUUGGGGAGAAGUUCAGGAGGAACCUGGUCGGACUCAUCCAGAAGACAAAGCGGCUGGAGCGGGGGUCUGCGUCUCGAUACAGCCGGUCCACAUCCCAGACCUCAGAGGGGAAUAGAGUGAUAUAACCGGCCCUCCGGCAGAUUGUCUGGUAACACUGGGUGUCUUUUAACGUGUCUUCUACCAUCAGUUUACGGACUCAGAUCCUUCACAUUUGCGGUUGUUUUUAUGUCCUUCUGUUUUCUAUUUGCUAUUGGCCGGGUUUAGGCCUACUGUAUGUUUGUAACGCAUCAUCUCUGAAACGCUGAACUGGGUUCUUGUGUUCACUGGCUGAUAUUCGCGUAAUGGUUGUUUUAGGCAAUACACUUCACAGAUGAGACGGAUGUUUUGAUCUCCCUCCUGCUGAUGCCAGACCCAAAAUGGGCUGUAUAAAUGCUGUGUGUGGUUCCCACAUCUGUUAAUGUUACCACACUCAAAUAUUGGCAAUGUGUUGCACAAAGAAAUAGAAUGGUAAUACAGACAUCCAUCAUGAUCAGUUUCCUAAAUGGAAGCUAGACUAGAGACAACUUUAAACUAUUACAAAUAAUUGAACGUUAUGAGAAUACAUGGAAAGCAUGUUAAAUCUUUAUUGAUUUUUUGAAAGAUUUUCAUUAGUUGCUUCAUAUAUUGGUAUUUUUGAGAAUCUGUAAUAAGAUGGAUAAAAGCCAUAUACUUAAUGUAAAUAUUUAAUUGGAUUUGUUGUCUGAAUAUUUUGUUAGCGAUUGAAAAUACAAUGUUAUCAGCAGCUAGACAUUCAAGGUUUCGUGGAAAAUGACUACAACAAAUAAACUCACAAGAAAACUCU
Messenger RNA from Esox lucius (northern pike), 1936 nucleotides. It is a transcript of the gene cxcr1, whose product is annotated as C-X-C chemokine receptor type 2. The record is from RefSeq and is a predicted model, not a curated record. Gene Ontology annotation, cellular component: membrane. Gene Ontology annotation, biological process: neutrophil chemotaxis; immune response; G protein-coupled receptor signaling pathway. NCBI's taxonomy places the organism in Eukaryota, Metazoa, Chordata, Actinopteri, Esociformes, Esocidae. The transcript is spliced from 2 exons. Bases 159 to 1220 code for a protein of 353 amino acids. Gene Ontology annotation, molecular function: C-X-C chemokine receptor activity.